GCAACCCGUCGGCACCGAUUCUUCUUAUUUACGGGUUUUAAUUUAUUUAUACAAUAAUAAUAACCGUCGGUGCCGACUGGGUGGCUAAAAGCCCCCAUAAACGGUAUUUUAAUAACAACAGUUGCAAUAAUUAUGAUAACAUCAUCAGUAUUAACAUUAGCAGCAAUAGCAUAAGCUCACACUGGCUAACAAAGUAGUAGCAGUAAUCGCCGUGGUAGUGGUAGUUGUUACAAAGUGAUGAGGAGUCUAUAAGUUUACGUAUUAAAAAGGUCAUAUGCAUUUAGUGAGUGUACGAUGAAACCGAGGAGACUAGUCUCGAGCAAACAGUCUCGUAUCACACAACAGUCAUCUAGUUCUUCAGCAUCAGCAUCAUCAAAUACUGAAGACGAAAACGAAGACGCAGCGACGUUAAAAGAGCGUCGCUUACGCGUCACUUGUUAUAUAUAAUCAUAUAUUUAAUAUAUUUCUUCAUCAGCAAGUCAUUUUUUGGCUCACUAUUCUGUGUCAUACGUCAGUACCCAGAUUAAAAUUAAUAUUAAUAAUAAUAAAUCUUAAUAAAUAAAUAAAUAAUUACGAAGAUGAUGUGUGGAUAGUGUUCACUGCCUGGGAGCGUAUGCUGCGCAUACCCAAACAACCCACGUGAAAAAUAAAAUGGCACCCCAUGAGAGUACUUGGAAUGUUUUGCUACUGGUGUUGUUGUUGUGUACGAGCUGUAUGCUGCAUUGCGCAGCACGCUCGUACGAUGAUACCAGACGUUCAGCUUCUGGGGAUGACGGCGAUGGAUCUGUGAUGGAAGUACUGCCAAUGCAUGGACCCAGUGCAGAUAAUCAUGAUCUGCCGCAGGACCUGGGUAAGCCGUAUCCUGGGAAAAGCUUCGGACCCAUGGGACCCAUCGAUCGCACCUUUCUCGACGAUUCACUCCGUAACCUUGAGAGCGGCGAUGACGGCGGUGUUAAUGGGAGAGAUCCUGCUGCUGAUGGAAAUGCUGCUAAUGGAAAUUCAAACGGCGUUAUUGGACACCAAAAAAGAACAGAGUACAAAGUAUUUAGCGUUGAAUUUCAUCGAGUUGAAACACCAUUCAUCAUAGGCAUCUGGAUAUUUUUCGCCAGUCUUGCUAAGAUUGGUUUUCACAUGGCGCCCAAAUUCAGCAAAAUGUUUCCCGAGUCCUGUCUGCUUAUCGUCGUGGGAGUUGUCAUUGGAGUCCUGCUGUUUCAUGCUAGCACUGUACAUGUAUCACCACUUACACCAGAUACAUUCUUCCUUUACAUGCUUCCACCUAUUAUACUUGAUGCUGGUUAUUUUAUGCCCAACCGAUUGUUCUUUGACCAUUUGGGAACUAUUCUGCUGUUUGCUGUCAUUGGGACAAUAUUCAACACUUUAUCGAUAGGCGCAACACUUUGGGUUUUAGGAAAGAGUGGUCUUUUUGGUUUUACAACACCACUUCUCGACAUGUUUCUUUUUUCUGCACUAAUAAGCGCAGUUGAUCCAGUCGCUGUACUUGCAGUUUUUGAAGAAAUUCACGUCAAUGAAAUUCUUUAUAUUGUUGUUUUUGGAGAAAGUUUGUUGAAUGAUGCCGUCACCGUUGUGCUGUAUCACAUGUUCGAGACAUACAGCGAAAUGGGUCCAUCAAGAAUAACAUACAUGGAUAUACUAUCAGGUCUGGGAUCGUUUCUCGUUGUUGCUAUUGGAGGAACAAUAAUAGGUGUAAUAUGGGGUUUAGCUACUGGCUUCGUAACACGUUUUACCAAUCAAGUACGCGUGAUUGAACCCAUCUUUAUAUUUGUCAUGGCCUAUCUGGCUUACCUCAAUGCCGAGAUAUUUCACAUGUCGGGAAUUCUCGCCAUAACUUUUUGCGGCAUAACUAUGAAAAAUUAUGUCGAAGCAAAUAUCUCUCACAAAUCUCACACGACUGUCAAGUACACGAUGAAGAUGCUGUCAAGCAGCUCUGAGACAAUUAUAUUUAUGUUUCUGGGUGUUGCGACAGUAAAUAAUAGGCAUGAUUGGAAUACGUGGUUUGUCGUUAUGACUAUUGUACUGUGUUCAGUCUAUCGGAUUGUCGGUGUAAUGGUACUCACGGCAGUGGCUAAUCGAUUUCGCCUGCAUAAACUGGACAAGGUAGAAAAGUUCGUGAUGUCGUACGGAGGUUUGCGUGGGGCCGUGGCAUUCGCCUUGGUACUUCUCAUCGACCCGAAACACGUGCCUCUGCAACCGAUGUUCGUAACGACCACUAUUGCUGUCAUUUAUUUCACCGUUUUCAUUCAGGGUAUAACAAUUAAGCCAUUGGUAAAAAUAUUGAAUGUAAAAAGAGCUGAGAGGCGGAAACCGACCAUGAAUGAAAGAAUACACGAGAGGAUUAUGGAUCAUAUAAUGGCAGGUGUCGAGGACAUUCUGGGGAAACAUGGAAAUUAUCAUUUGAGAGACAAAUUCAAAAGGUUCGAUAACAAAUUUAUACGUCCGUAUGUGGUGAGAAAUCAUUGCGGUGCUGAGCCAAAAAUAUUGGAAACUUACUCGAAGCUAGCGAUGAAAGACGCUAUGGAUUAUAUAAGAAGAAACGCAUCGACGAUUGGAAAUAUAAGCGGCACCGAGAGUAUGUCUGCGAUAUUCCGGAACUACAGCAACCCAGGACACUUUAACUCAAGGUGGGCAGUCCAGAAGAAGUUGAAAAUUAGUCAACACCGUGUCACACCGUUAUUAGCUAAGGGAAGUACAUGUUCCAGUAAUUUUCCUUUUGUUCAUUCAAGUCCAAGUUGCAGUCAACUCGAGGCCGGGUGGAACAUUGACCUGCAGGAGCUCGAGUACUAUCCGUCGAAGAAAGACUUGACAGAUGCUAAAAUCCAUCAUCUACUCGCUGAAGAACUCUGCAAGCCGUACAAAAGGACUUACGUGUUUCAGCAUCGCCGACUAAGCUACAGUCGUCAUGCAGUUAAUGACCGUGAUUUAUCAACACAAGUCAAUUAUAAAAUGCACAUGAACAUUCGUCGGAUGAUGGGUGAGCACAAACACCGACACAAACGCAGUAAAAAAAUAAUAAAGGAGGGUAGUAAGCAAAAUCACGUGAGUUUUCCUGAGCUUCAACAGCAAAAUGGCUCUACGAAGCUUUUUUCUCCAGAUUAUAUAGAUAGUGAUUUGUACAAAAUGGAAGACGAAGAAGAAGUUAAACCAACGCGAGAUCCUGACUGGGAUUCAGCGAUUACUUUUACAGCUCGUGCUUCAGAUUCCAAUCAAUACGGCGAGGGUUCACGAUGUGAAAAUGGUCACAGUGAUGACGAUACUGAUGACGAUGAUAACACAGAAUGUGGAAUAAUGCGGCGACAUCGUGGGGAAUCUGAAGGCGAGUCAUUUAGAGUAACAACUCCAACCGCUACGGAAACAAUGUUGCCAUGGAAACGAGAGGAUGAUUAUGAUUCAGCGAGACCAGUCCAGCAAAAUGAAUUUCCUGCUUGGUGCUCAAAUAAAGAAUAUCUAGCAUACAGUUCACCAUCAGCAACAUUUUUAGGAGGUAUUGAACAACCAAAAGUACAAUCUGUGAUUGGUCUUUUUCGUAAAGACAGCGCUGGGAGUCCAGAUAUUGCGGGUUACCGGGAUCUAGACGAGAGCGAUGAAUUUGCGGGCGUUGGUUUUACAAAUGGAACAUUUUCACCGAGAACUACCGAUAAAUCGAGUAAAGUAAAACGACGAGGAUCAAUGAUGGAACUUAAUUCCGCGGAGUCAAUACACAAAGAAAAAGUAAAUAACAAUGGAUCGCAUUCGUUGCCAGAGUACUGGAACUCACAAAGGUUACGUUUACAACAAUCGCAAACAACUUUUCCAUGUUCAACGGGAAAUGCUCCGAGUUUAUCGACAGCACUUAUAUCCUCGUCGACAGAAUCCUCCGAGGAUUAUGAGGAGGAUUGACCAUGGAUAGAAACGACGUCUUCCUAUGAGGAACGUCCACGCCGAGAAAGUGACCUUUGUUCGGUUCUGUCGGGUUUAUUCCGCCGGCCGAGUACUCCUGUCUAAAUAAAAUAAAAUUAAUAAAAUAAAUAACAACAAACAUGAAAAACAGACAAAACAAAACCACAGAUUAAUAUUUUUUCACAUUAAGGACUCGCAGGAGCUUUUAAAAUAUUGCUGACAAAAAAAGUAAAUAGAAACAAAGAGAAAAAUAAAUAAUAAAAAAAAAAAGGAAGUAAAAAUAAAUAAAAAUAAUGUAACUCGAUGCUGAAAACGUUUAAUGAGAAUUUACUUAAUUUAAUUAACGCCGUAACUACGUGGUUUUUAAAUUAAAAACAAAUAAGUAAUAAUAUAAAACGCGAAUAAUUUUAUUUUGCAUUGAGAAUUGUAUAAAGAAUUAAUUAAUAAAAGGAAUUUUAUUUAAUUAAAUGUAAUUAUAAUGACGAAGAGAAGGAUAUAAUGUUUCAAGUUUUAAUAAAAGUCUUUCAGUUUGUAUAAGAAAAAAAAAAACAAAAAAAAAAAAAACCAAAAAGAAAAAGAAGAAUUAUUUAAAAAAAAAAGACGCCGUGGACCGCUUUGACAUGGGUGCCUUCUAUACAAACGCGCUGUUUGAUUAAUGAAGUUCACUAAUAAGACAAUGAUUUGAAGGCAACGACUGUAAUUAAAUGAUAAUACUCGAGAAAAUAAUAGCCGGUAAUGAGGAAGAAGAAGACGAAAGGAAAAAAAUUUGAGAGCAUAAGAAUGAAAAAUACCGAAGGCCAUAUCAUAAAAUGAUAACAAAAUGAAAAAAAAAAAUUGUGUAACAUUUAGUAGACACUCGGAUCAAUAAACAAGGCUUCGGUUUGAAUUUUCUAAUACCUCUCACAUCGCUAGGAUAACGUCCGCUAUAUUUUUAGUCAAUUUUAGGAUUAAUUGCACCACUGAGUGGUACGGUAAAAAAAAAAAAGAGAAAAAAUCUAAAUGAAAUAAAAACAGUACAACUUUGCUAAUUUUCCUUUAGUAAAUUUGUAGCAAAUUUAAAAGAUAUGUUGAAGCCAAAAAAUUGGUGAUUAAUUUUAAAAUAAAUUGUGUAAUAAUAAUUAUAUUUAUUAUUUAUUAUUGAAGACGGUGUCUUGUGUGGGAGCGGUCGUGUGUGUGUUGAGUCCGAGUAUACGCGUUCAUUCAAUGCAAUGAUUGAGUGAACGUUCAUUAAAUUGUAGAUAAUAUAAAUAAGUAAAUUAAAACAAAUAGUUAAAUUUAGACAUACACUAAAUCUUUACGCUGUUGAUUUGUUAAAUAAAUGUUUUAUUUCAUAUCUGUUAUCAAACUUUUUUUUUUGUCAAUACAUCCUGCAUCUUAAUUAUUUGUCAGUACAGUACGAUCUGGUUAUAAGUUACUGAUAGCUAGAGGCUGUAGGAAAAAAUUUCCGGAAAAUGGAUUUCCCCUGCUGCUAUCUUUUACUCGGCUAUCGCUCGGUUUUCUGCAUAUUCGAGGGUCAUAUUUAUGUUUGUGCUCGCAGUCCCUUUAUAAGUUAAUUGAAAGAAAAGUAUUUUUGCAUUUAAAAUAAAUAUUUCAACGAUUGCAACUAAACUUGUUGGAAAAACGCGCGAAAUAGAUUAUGUUAAAGACACAAUCACGUUGGUUUCAAAAACCAAAUUUUUUUUAUACGCCCUUAUGGCUCCCGAUAACAAUUUCGGGAGCCAUAGGGACGUAUAAAAAAAAUUUCAUUUUUGAAAAAAAAUUAUUUUCGUCCCUAUUAUAUUUAUAGAACAUAAUUACGUCAAUUUUCGUAAAAAACAAAUUUAAUACGCCCUUUGGUUUUUCAGCGGUAUAUUUUGCAGGUAUACGCCCUUACGGCAUCUGCAACGCGAAUUAAUUUGAACUGUUAAUCGAUAAAUAAUUUAAUUAUAAAGAAUCGCAGUACAUGUUAGAGUAAAAAAUAUCAUUUUAUUUAAUUAACUUACAAAAGGGCUGCAGAAAUCUCCUUCGUGAUAAAAGAAAAACUUCGUUAGUGAAACUAGAGCGGGGGCACCAAUCCGAGAGGAGCGAAAAAAAAUAUAGGGAAAGUAACUUAUAACGAGGUUGUACUGUAAAAUAAUUUUUUUAUUAUAGUUAAAGGUAGUUGAAGUGAUUUUGAAUUUAUUUAUACACUAAUAAUAUUGUAAUAAAAUAAAUUGAAAUAUUUUUUCCA
Messenger RNA from Microplitis demolitor, 6103 nucleotides. RefSeq names its product probable Na(+)/H(+) antiporter nhx-9 (gene Nhe2). Gene Ontology annotation, molecular function: sodium:proton antiporter activity. Gene Ontology annotation, biological process: sodium ion transport; regulation of pH; proton transmembrane transport. Bases 652 to 3894 code for a protein of 1080 amino acids. The record is from RefSeq and is a predicted model, not a curated record. Gene Ontology annotation, cellular component: membrane. The transcript has 16 exons. Lineage: Eukaryota; Metazoa; Arthropoda; Insecta; Hymenoptera; Braconidae.